Jatropha curcas is the source of this 2875-nucleotide messenger RNA. RefSeq names its product pentatricopeptide repeat-containing protein At2g13600. The record is from RefSeq and is a predicted model, not a curated record. Gene Ontology annotation, molecular function: RNA binding; protein binding. Gene Ontology annotation, biological process: RNA modification. Lineage: Eukaryota; Viridiplantae; Streptophyta; Magnoliopsida; Malpighiales; Euphorbiaceae.
AUCUCGCGCAUUUUAUUUGCCCGUUAAACGGAUUGCUUAAUUUCCCGCACAAUAGUACACGACCAAAUAAAACCAAGUCUUGAAUGAUUACCAAACUCUCAUGGCGCCGAUUCAUAAACCAUCAUUUCCCGCGCCUAUCUCAUCCUCUUCUUCGUUCCUUCUCGAAUCAGCAAAACACUCCCUCUGCUCAACAAGCUUCUUACCCGCAACUCUCUCUGAAAUUCUACGAAGCAAUGAAAGAAUGUGUGUCAAUACCCAUCGCUCGAAAACUUCAUGGCCAAUUGAUCUCAGCAGGAUUAGACUGUUCCGUUUUCCUUCAAAACCAUCUUUUGAACAUGUAUUUCAAUUGCGACUUAGUCGAUGACGCUUGUCGGAUUUUCGCUGAGAUGGGGUUUCGCAACGUUUUCAGCUAUAACACGGUCAUCUAUGGGUUGGGUAACGCGGGUCUAAUAGGGGAAGCGAAGAAGUUGUUUGAGGAAAUGCCUGCAAGAGACUCUGUUUCUUGGAACUCUAUGAUGUCCGUUUAUUAUCGAAAUGAGAAACCUGAAGAAACUUUAAAGGUUUUCGUUUCUCUGAUACGAAACUGUACAUGUUUAGCUAACCUUCUGUCCUUCUCCUGUGCUAUGAAGGCUUGUGGUGCUCUUGGUUAUAUCAAAUUGGCUUUUCAGUUGCAUGGGCUUGUGGAGAAAUUUGAUUUUGGAAGUGACACUUCAAUUAAAACAUCCAUUAUGGAUAUGUAUAUUAAGACUGAUGCAGUGAGCUAUGCAGAGCGAGUGUUUUUGAUGAUCCCAAAUCCAAGUUUGUUUUGCUUUAAUAGUAUGAUUUAUGGUUAUUCUAAAUCUUUUGGUGUUGGAAGGGCUCUUGAGAUGUUCAACCAAAUGCCUGAACGAGACAGUGUGUCUUGGAACACAAUUAUUUCUAUCUUGUCUCAGCAUGGAUUUGGGGUUCCAACUCUUGAUAUGUUUGUUCACAUGUGGGCUCAAGGUUUUCGGCCCAAUUCCAUGACAUAUGCUUGUGUUCUUAGUGCUUCUGCGAGCAUUUGUGACCUGGAAUGGGGUACCCAUUUGCAUGCUCGGAUUAUUCGAGUAGAACCCGUCGUUGAUGUUUAUGUCGGUAAUGGUCUGAUUGAUAUGUAUGCAAAAUGUGGACAUUUAGAAUUUUCUAGGCGGGUAUUUAACAGUUUAUCAGAGUAUAAUGCAGUUUCAUGGACUUCUUUGAUUGGUGGAUUUGCAAAGUGUGGCCUUGAAGAAGAAGCAUUACAGCUAUUUAGCCAAAUGAGAGAGGUUCCUGUUGCCCUGGACGAAUUUAUUCUUGCAAUAGUUCUGAAGCUUUGUUCACGUCCGACCUGUAUAUCUGUCGGCAGACAACUUCAUGCAUUCGUAAUGAAGACUGGAAUUGUUUCCUUUGUUCCAGUGGGGAAUGCUCUUAUUACAAUGUACUCAAAAUGCAGUGAUACUCAGAACGCAAAUAAUGUGUUUGAAAUGAUGCCAGUCAGAAAUAUAAUAACGUGGACAUCUAUAAUCACUGCAUUCUCUCAAGUAGGUGAUAUUGAGAAAGCACAGGCUUAUUUUGAUAAAAUGCCUGAACGGAAUGUCAUAACUUGGAACUCCAUCAUAAGCAUGUAUAUGCAACAUGGAUUUUUAGAAUGUGGUCUCAAAUUGUAUGUCCGGAUGCAAAGGGAGUGCAUUAUGCCAGAUGAUAUUAGUUUUGCAACUUCAAUCAGUGCCUGCGCGGAUUUAGCAAGUUUGAAACAUGGAAUCCAAAUUGUAGCUCAAGCUGAAAAGUUAGGGUUUUGUUCUGAUGUUUCGGUUGCAAAUAGUGUUGUUACCAUGUAUUCAAGAUGUGGACAAAUUGAAAAAGCACGAGAAGUUUUUGAUUCCAUAUGUAUGAAAGAUUUGGUUUCUUGGAAUUCCAUAAUGGCUGGAUAUGCCCAGAAUGGUCAAGGUAGGAUGGUGAUAGAGAUUUUUGAGAAUAUGAUCAAGAUGGAAUGUACACCCGAUCAUAUAAGCUACGUAUCUGUUCUAUCAGGUUGUAGUUACGCAGGGCUUGUAACAGAAGGGAAACAUUACUUUCACUCCAUGACUAAGGAUUAUGGCAUCUAUCCGACAAAUGAGCAUUUUGCAUGCAUGGUUGACCUACUUGGCAGGGCUGCGUUGCUAGAGCAGGCUAAAGAUUUGAUUGAUGAAAUGCCUUUUAAGCCAAAUGUUGAUGUUUGGGGAGCUUUACUCAGUGCUUGCAAGAUUCAUUGCAACACGAAAUUGGCAGAAUUUGCAGCGAGGAACUUGCUCGAUUUGGAUGUGGAUAACUGUGGAAGUUAUAUACUUCUAGCACACAUAUAUUCAGAUUGUGGAAAAUUUGAAGGUGUUGCAGAUGUGAGAAAAAAGAUGAGAGAGAAAGGGAUCCAGAAGAAUCCUGGUUGUAGCUGGAUAGAAGUUAAAAACGGGGUACAUGUGUUCACUGCAGAUGAGACUAAUCACCCUCAGAUCAAGGACAUUUAUGCCAUGUUAGACAACAUUUAUAGUGAGAUAGAAGGUACAAGAUGCUAUUUUGCCCCAGUUAGUCCUGUGGGUUCUUGGAGCUAUAGCAACAAGAAGCUUGCAUGGAUCAAUCAACACACCUUUGAGGAUGUGUGGCCAAGUAAUGAAGAAUCUCUGAGCUUUCUAUGAUUAUCAACUGGUAGCCACGUCGAUUUCUUUUACAUCAAGUCAAGUUGUGGUCACGAAAGGAUAUGCAUCUUGUAAUUUCAAGAAAGAUGUUGGUUUUUAUGGAGAUCACUGGUUACGUAAAGGUAUGAAUUAUCUAUUGGUUAUUGACUGUUUCUCUCUGAUCUUUUUCCGUGAAUAUAUGAAUGUUGCAUGCAAUAUUUUUGAUGCCA